AUGCUCCUACUGAAUCGCUUACUUAGUCUUGCUGUGCUCGGAGUUUCCGCAGUUCCAUCCGUGUUGUCUAUCCAGCCGGGCUUUAACUAUGGUUCCGAAAAAGUGCGAGGUGUCAAUCUAGGCGGCUGGCUUGUCCUCGAGCCUUGGAUCACCCCAAGUAUAUUCCAGAACACUGGCAAUAGUGCUAUUGUCGAUGAGUGGACCUUCGGCGAGUAUCAGGACUACAACACCGCCUUGGCCGUCUUACAAAACCAUUGGAACUCUUGGAUCACCGAAGAUGACUUUGAAGCCAUUGCAGCAGCAGGCCUGAACCAUGUUCGUCUCCCCGUCGGAUACUGGGCAUUCGCGGUCGGUGCAGGAGAACCGUACAUAACUGGACAGCUAGAAUAUGUGGACAAGGCCAUUACCUGGGCGUCAAACCAUAACCUCAAGCUCAUAAUCGACCUGCACGGUGCCCCUGGCAGUCAGAACGGUUUUGAUAAUUCUGGUCAAAGAAUGCAGUAUCCAACGUGGCAGACCAACCAGACUGACAUCGAUAGGACAAAUGAAAUUAUCGAGACCAUUGUUUCUAUGGUCGGUUCGCAGUACGAAACAGUGCCUGUCAUUGCACCAUUGAAUGAACCUGCAGGAUAUAACGGCAGUCAAAUGCUCUCGGUCGUGAAGCAAUAUUGGCAAGACUCAUAUCCAGACGGUUCAUCCACAGAAAGUAACACAGUCGAGCUCAUUCAUGACGCGUUCCAAGACCUCAGUUAUUGGGAUGGCUAUAUGGUCGACGGGUACGACGGCGUCGCAAUGGACACUCACAUCUACCAGAUGUUUACAAACCAGCAAGUUGCCUACAACUAUUCUGAGCACAUUCAGGAGGCGUGCAGUCAUGGCUCCAGUCUCGCCGACUUUGACUUGUGGAUAAUUGUCGGUGAAUGGACCCCUGCAUCAACAGACUGCGCGACCUGGUUGAAUGGUCGCGGUCGUGGAGCACGCUAUGACGGAACCUUGUCAGGCUCAACCGCGGUCGGCAGCUGUACAGGCAAAACAGGCAAUGCGACGACCUUUAGCGCAGAUUACAAGCAGUUUAUGCGCCAAUACUGGGAAGCUCAGGUGAUCUCCUACGAGAAAGGCAGUGGAUGGAUUCAGUGGACCUGGAAAGCUGAGGAUGCGGAUGAUUGGAGUUACCAGGCUGGGUUGCAGUAUGGAUGGAUACCACAAAACCCAACUGACUUGGAGUACCCGAACAUUUGCGAUUGA
This is a messenger RNA of Suillus bovinus, 1245 nucleotides long. RefSeq names its product glycoside hydrolase family 5 protein. The transcript is spliced from 7 exons. NCBI's taxonomy places the organism in Eukaryota, Fungi, Basidiomycota, Agaricomycetes, Boletales, Suillaceae. Gene Ontology annotation, molecular function: beta-glucosidase activity. The coding region runs from base 1 to 1245 and encodes 414 amino acids. Gene Ontology annotation, biological process: glucan catabolic process. Gene Ontology annotation, cellular component: cell surface; extracellular region. The record is from RefSeq and is a predicted model, not a curated record.